Messenger RNA from Mugil cephalus (flathead mullet), 16892 nucleotides. Its product is annotated as ankyrin-3-like. Gene Ontology annotation, molecular function: protein binding. Gene Ontology annotation, cellular component: T-tubule. The coding region runs from base 750 to 14828 and encodes 4692 amino acids. The record is from RefSeq and is a predicted model, not a curated record. NCBI's taxonomy places the organism in Eukaryota, Metazoa, Chordata, Actinopteri, Mugiliformes, Mugilidae. Gene Ontology annotation, biological process: protein localization to T-tubule; signal transduction; regulation of cardiac muscle contraction. The transcript has 50 exons.
GUCUCUCUCUCUCUCCUCGUCUAUCUGCUGGCCUGCUGAAAGAGACUCUCAUUUCAUAUCACAGCGUCGGUGCAGGGAGCAGAAAUCAUUCAGCUGGCAGAGUGAAGAGUGGAUCACACGCCACUUUCUUCUCGCCUCUGUCACAGACUUACGCUUUUCCUCUCUUUCACCAACACACCCUCACUCUCUCUGUCUCAGCCACCAGUUUUCUUCCCCCGUUUUGUUUGGGAAAGUGUCUCCAGCCUCAGGUAGGCAGCACCACAUCCAACCAGAAAUACGCUCCUUACUUCUUUCUACCUUUUCUUUUCUUUCUUAUAUUAACAUCCUCCUCCUCCUCCUCCUCCUCCGCCUCAUCUUCCUCGUCCGUCUCUGUCUCUCGACUCUCCUCCUGCCUCCACACCCUGCCUCUGAGCGCGCCGGAGAGAGUCGCCAAUUGCGCACAGCGAAGGCAGCAAGUGGGAGUGGACCUCGUGUGUGUUUGCGAGCGUGGAGAGGAAGAGGAGAGGAGGAGGAGGAGGAGGAGGAGGAGGGAGAGAGCAUCAGCACAGUCCUCCUAGUCUCUCCUCUCUUCACGCACACUCCCACUCUGCAUGGAACAAUCCUUCCUUCACUGCUUCUAAAUGGACAUUUCUGUGGCAACAUUUCACCAGUGAAGACAGCAGCUGCUGCCGCUCCAUUCCACGAGCUCCCACAUGCUGGAUUUUACAAAAAAGUGAGGAGAGGCGAGGAACAGGGGGAGAUCUCCGAAUAUGAGUGAGGAGGCUAAGGAGAAGGCAGGCGGCGGGAAAGCAGCCCAUCGCAAGAAGAAAGGCAAAAAGUCUGACAGUAAUGCCAGUUACCUGCGAGCAGCCCGGGCAGGAAACCUUGAAAAGGUCCUUGACUACCUCAAGUCUGGGGUUGAGAUAAACAUUUGCAAUCAGAAUGGUCUGAACGCUCUUCAUCUAGCCUCCAAGGAGGGGCACGUAGAGGUUGUUGCUGAGCUGCUGAAGCUCGGAGCGACUGUGGAUGCAGCCACAAAGAAAGGAAACACUGCUCUGCACAUAGCCUCGCUGGCUGGCCAGACGGAAGUCGUCAAAGAGUUGGUCACCAACGGAGCCAAUGUCAACGCACAAUCUCAGAAUGGCUUCACUCCUCUGUACAUGGCAGCCCAGGAGAAUCACCUGGAGGUGGUGCGAUUCCUUCUGGAGAACAGCGCCAGUCAGAGUAUGGCCACAGAGGAUGGCUUCACCCCUCUGGCGGUGGCCCUCCAGCAGGGCCAUGACCAGGUGGUCUCCCUGCUACUGGAGAACGAUACAAAGGGCAAGGUACGCCUGCCUGCCCUGCACAUCGCUGCUCGCAAGGACGACACCAAGGCCGCGGCCCUGCUCCUGCAAAACGACCACAACGCAGACGUCGAGUCCAAGAGUGGUUUCACCCCCCUCCACAUCGCAGCGCAUUAUGGCAACAUUAACGUGGCCACGCUUUUGCUGAACAGAGGGGCUGCUGUGGACUUCAUGGCUCGGAAUGACAUCACACCGCUUCAUGUGGCAGCAAAAAGGGGCAACAGCAACAUGGUCAAGUUGCUGCUGGACAGAGGGUCCAAAAUUGAUGCAAAGACCAAGGACGGCCUGACGCCUCUUCACUGCGGGGCGAGGAGCGGGCACGAGCAGGUGGUAGAAAUUCUACUAGACCGAGGAGCACCUAUCCUGUCCAAGACCAAGAACGGCCUGUCGCCGCUCCACAUGGCCACCCAGGGGGACCACCUGAACUGCGUCCAGCUCCUGCUCCAGCACGACGUGCCGGUGGACGACGUCACCAACGACUACCUGACGGCCCUGCACGUGGCCGCCCACUGCGGGCACUACAAGGUGGCCAAGCUCAUCGUGGACAAGAAGGCCAACCCCAACGCCAAGGCUCUGAAUGGCUUCACUCCGCUUCACAUCGCCUGCAAGAAGAACAGAGUCAAAGUGAUGGAGCUGUUGCUUAAACACGGGGCAUCUAUCCAGGCUGUCACAGAGUCUGGUCUCACUCCCAUCCAUGUCGCUGCCUUCAUGGGCCAUGAGAAUAUUGUCCAUGCACUGACACAUCACGGAGCAUCACCUAACACCACCAACGUACGAGGGGAGACAGCGCUCCACAUGGCAGCCAGGGCCGGCCAGGCAGACGUAGUCCGAUACCUGCUGAAGAACGGGGCCAAGGUGGAGACCAAGUCCAAGGACGACCAGACAGCGCUGCACAUCUCCAGUCGGCUGGGGAAAGUUGACAUCGUCCAGCAGCUGCUGCAUUGCGGCGCCUCUGCCAACGCUGCCACCACCUCAGGCUACACCCCACUUCACCUGGCCGCUCGCGAAGGACACCAAGAUGUUGCCACCAUGCUGCUGGAGAACGGAGCAUCGCUCUCCUCCUCGACUAAGAAAGGCUUCAGUCCGCUGCACGUGGCCGCGAAGUACGGCAAGAUGGAGGUGGCCAGUUUGCUCCUGCAGAAGAGAGCCGCACCUGACGCUGCAGGAAAGAGUGGGCUAACUCCACUGCAUGUAGCCGCUCACUACGAUAAUCAGAGAGUGGCUCUGCUGCUGCUGGAUCAGGGAGCUUCUCCUCACGCUGCCGCCAAGAACGGCUACACGCCGCUGCACAUUGCUGCCAAAAAGAACCAAAUGGACAUCGGGACCACGCUGCUCGAGUACGGCGCAGACACCAACGCGGUGACGCGGCAGGGCAUCAGCCCCAUUCACCUGGCAGCGCAGGAGGGCAGCGUGGACCUGGUGUCACUGCUGCUGACCAAGAACGCCAACGUCAACGUGUGCAAUAAGAGCGGACUUACACCACUUCACUUGGCAGCUCAGGAGGACAAGGUCAAUGUUGCAGAAGUCCUUCUCAACCAUGGGGCUGAUGUCAACCCCCAGACAAAGAUGGGUUACACGCCGCUGCACGUUGCCUGUCACUAUGGCAAUGCAAAGAUGGCAAACUUCCUGCUGCAGAACCAUGCAAGAGUCAACGGCAAAACCAAGAACGGGUACAGUCCGCUACACCAAGCAGCUCAGCAGGGUCACACACAUAUCAUCAACCUGCUGCUUCAGCACGGGGCCUCAGCCAAUGACCUGACCGUGAACGGGAACACUGCCCUAUCCAUAGCCCGGCGCCUUGGGUACAUCUCUGUGGUGGACACGCUGAGGCCUGUGACAGAUGAAAACCUGAACACCAUGAGUGCAUCAGAAAAACACAAAAUCAACGUGCCGGAGACCAUGAAUGAGUUCCUCGACAUGUCAGACGAUGAAGUUCAGGCUAAUGUGCCAGAAACUCUCAGUGAGGACUCUUUUUCAGAUGUUGAAGAAGGUGAGGAUGCUAUGACCGGGGACACGGACAAAUACCUGCGGCCUCAGGACCUCAAGGAGCUGGGGGAUGACUCUCUCCCUCAGGAGGGCUACAUGGGGUUCAGCAUAGGCGCCCGCUCAGCCAGCCCUAGAAUCAGCCUCCGCUCCUUCAGUUCGGAUAGGUCCAACACACUCAACCGGAGCUCCUUCGCGCGCGACAGCAUGAUGAUCGAAGAGAUCCUGGCCCCCACCAAGGACACGCUUCAGAGUGUCUGUAAAGACAUUUCCUAUUUGGUUGACCCACUCAACAAGCACCUCGCUGUGACCAGAGACUACAAUACAGAAUGUAUGCGGCGCUACAGCUGGACCCCUGACACUAUGGACCACAGCCACAACACUGUGUCUAGCCCCAUUCACUCUGGCUUCUCCUCCCCGCUCCCUCAGUAUGACUCCAGGUUCUUGGUCAGCUUCAUGGUCGAUGCCCGAGGUGGUUCCAUGAGAGGCAGCCGCCACAAUGGCAUGCGCAUCAUCAUCCCUCCCAGGAAGUGCACGGCGCCCACGCGCAUCACCUGCCGCUUGGCCAAAAGGCACAAGCUGGCCUACCCUCCUCCUAUGGUGGAGGGAGAGGGGCUGGUCAGCCGGCUGGUGGAGGUGGGACCAGCUGGGGCUCAGUUCCUCGGUCCUGUUAUUGUGGAGAUCCCUCAUUUUGGUUCAAUGCGGGGGAAAGAGAGGGAACUGAUUGUUUUGAGGAGUGACAACGGUGACACGUGGAAGGAGCACCAGUUCGACGCCAGACCAGAAGACCUCACUGAGCUCCUCACUGGAAUGGAUGAAGAGCUGGACAGUCCUGCCGAGUUGGAGAAGAAGCGCAUUUGUCGCAUCGUCACCAGAGAUUUCCCCCAGUAUUUCGCUGUGGUGUCACGGAUCAAGCAGGAGUCUAACCACAUGGGUCCGGAUGGCGGCGUGCUGUCCAGCAGCACCGUGCCAAUGGUCCAGGCCUCGUUCCCACAGGGGGCACUCACAAAGAGGAUCCGUGUUGGCCUGCAGGCUCAGCCUGUGCCCGACGACUUGGCGAGGUCGGUCCUCGGCAACAGAGCCACCUUCAGCCCCAUCGUCACCGUGGAGCCCAGGAGGAGGAAGUUCCACAAGCCGAUCACCAUGACUAUCCCCGUCCCACCUAGGUCGGCUGAAGGCCACCCCACCGGCCACAGAGGCGACUCCGCCCCAUGCCUGCGUCUGCUCUGCAGCAUCACAGGAGGGACGUCUCCUGCGCAGUGGGAGGACAUCACAGGAACCACUCCACUGUCCUUUGUAACCGACUGUGUCUCCUUUACCACAAAUGUGUCGGCCAGGUUCUGGCUCGCAGACUGUCACCAGAUUCCUGAGACGGUGAGUCUAGCGUCUCAGUUAUACCGGGAGCUGAUCUGCGUGCCGUACCUGGCCAAGUUUGUGGUGUUCGCCAAGAUGAACGACGCCGUUGAGGCCCGGCUGCGCUGCUUCUGCAUGACGGACGACAAGGUGGACAAGACCCUCGAGCAGCAGGAGAACUUUGAGGAAGUGGCCCGGAGUAAAGACAUCGAGGUUCUCGAGGGAAAGCCUAUCCACGUGGAUUGCUAUGGCAACCUGUCUCCUCUCGCCAAAAGUGGGCAGCAGUUGGUUUUUAACUUCUUCUCCUUCAAGGAAAACAGACUUCCUUUCAACGUGAAGAUCAGAGAUAUGGGCCAGGAACCAUGUGGACGCCUCUCCUUCCUGCGAGAGCCAAAAUCCACAAAAGGCCUUCCACAGACUGCCAUAUGCAAUUUGAAUAUCACACUGCCAACCCACAAGAAGGAUAUGGAGUCUGAUCCUGAUGAUGAGACUGAAAAGCCAGAACGACGUCAUACCUUUGCCUCCUUAGCUUUGCGUAAGCGCUACAGCUAUUUGACCGACCCAGCAGCGAAAACAACUGAUCGAAGCCCGCCGAGAACACAGCCUUCUAGCUACCCUCACAAACCUGUCUUUUCAACGAGAUCUUAUCAGGCGUGGUCGCCUGUUCCUGUCGCCGUCCCUGGUCAAGCCAAGUCUGGGUUUGGCUCCCUCUCCAGUUCGUCAUCCAACACGCCCACUGCCUCUCCAUUAAAGUCCGUCUGGUCCAUCAACUCUGCCUCCCCUAUCAAGACCAAUAUUCCUGGAUCACCUGCCUCUUCUGUAAAGUCAGUUAGUGACAUGGCUUCUCCCAUUCGAUCUUACAGAACCAUCUCCUCUCCUAUAAAAACUGUAGUCCACCAAGCUCAGUACCCUAUCCAGGUCACCCCCAGUCCCCUGUCUUCACCAGGAAAAAGUGCCCCAGACUCUAUAUCUAUGAAAGGAUUGUCAGCAUUGUCAGCUAGGACCUCCCCUAUAACUGCUUCUGGAGGAGGAAAUGCUUUUCUUGAGAGAACAUCCAUGGGCGUGACCCCACCAUCCUCUCCCAAAUCAUCUCUGAGUAUGUUCAGUUCACCUCUGCCAUACAAGACAAUUGUGGGAGGUUCUAGUGGCACAGCAACUUCCUCCUCACCUAUAAAAACAGUCCCUGGCCUCUCCUCUAUGCGGUCCUUUGCCUCAGAUGUCACUGGGCCUGCGAGAAACCUUUUCUCUACUCUUUCAUCACCUCUAAAAUCCAACUCAUCUCCGGGUGCUGCAGCUCUCAUCAAUGGUACUGUGUCACCGACACAGUACCGCUCUUCAUCCCCAACAUCUCUUCUCACCAGCAGUUUGCAGGAGAGAAUACAGGCAACAACCAACGCUGCGACUACAAGUGUCAAUGCAGCCUUUGAUGAGGUUGAGAAAACAUUCAAUUCUUGCUCGGCAGGUUAUGGCACAUUAAAGUCCUUAUCUUCUUCUGCAUCCUCGUCAUAUCAGUCUAUUAGAUCUUCAGCAUCAAAUUCCCUUUAUGCCUCUCUAAGGUCCACUCCUAAUGCCACCACGGCUGUAACUUCCAGUACAAUGACUGUCCCUGUGUACUCCGUUAUCAAUGUGAUACCAGAACCCCAGUUUAAAAAGUUACCUGAGGUGUCAAAGUCAGCUGCUGCUCUUCUGUCCCCAAGGAAAACUGUACCUGCUGAGGUGAAUCCUCAGUUGCAGUCUUCCUUUGCCAGAACUCUUUCCCCUAUAAAGUCCCCUCUUUUUUCUGCUGGCCUCAAAUCAAACACCACAUCACCAAUGUCAUCCAGCCAAGAAAUUCUGAAGGAUGUAGCUGAAAUGAAAGAGGACUUGAUACGAAUGUCAGCCAUUUUGCAGACGGACCCAAAUUCCACAGCAAAUAAAGGAUUUCAAUCUGAUUCUCCCAAAGAGGCUAAGAUUGAGGACGAGGAGCCAUAUCGCAUUGUUGAGAAAGUAAAACAAGACUUGGUAAAAGUGAGUGAAAUCCUCACUAAAGAUGCUGUGAAGGAUGGUAGGGUUUCUCUGUCAAGGGGUUCUCUUGAUGACAUACACUUCUCAAAAGUACAAGUUGAGCAACCACCAAGCAAAUGGAGCUAUCCACCAAGAUACGAAACAGUGGUUCCUCAGGCCAAAACAAAAACAAUACCUGACAGAGAUUUCAAUCUCUCCAAAGUUGUUGACUACCUGGCCAAUGAUGUGGGCAACAGUUCUUUCUCCAAAAAGCAUGACACAAAGCUCAAAACAGAUGAGGGCAAAAGAGAAGGAGAGGGCAAGGAAAAGCAGAAACGUGUCCUAAAACCCACUAUUGCAGUUCAGGAGCAUAAGCUUAAAAUGCCUCCAACAAACAUGCGAUCUUCUCCUUCAGACAAAGAGAUCAGUAAAGUAGCGGAUUCGCUUUUUGGAGCAGACACUGUGCUAGAGUCCCCUGAUGAUAUCUCACAUGAACAGGAUAAAAGUCCUCUCUCAGACAGUGGUUUUGAGACCAGAAGUGAGAGGACACCCUCAGCCCCUCAAAGUGCAGAAGGCAUGGGCCCUAAAGCACUUUUUCAGGAUAUCCCAGUUCCACCAGUGAUCACUGAGACUAGAACUGAGGUUGUCCAUGUUAUUAGGAGCUAUGAGUCUCCAGAGGACAAUAAACAGUCUAUAAUGGAGGAUGUUCAUCCUGUUAGAUAUAUUGAUUCGGAUUGUAAAGGCUAUCAGAAUCAAAUUCCAUCAACUCCAGACCAUAAUAAAUGUUAUUCAGUAAAAGUUAGUCCUGAUGAUGAUCCAAUGGGAAAAGGGAUGAGGGUAAAGGAGGAAACUCACAUCACUACCACUACUAGGAUGGUGUACCACAAACCAUCUGGCAAAGAAGCAGCAUCGGAAAGGUGUGAAGAAACUAUGUCUGUUCAUGACAUAAUGAAAGCUUUUCAGUCAGGCAAGGAUCCUUCUAGAGAGCUGGCUGGACUGUUUGAACACAAGUCUGGCAACGAAGAGACAUCACAAAGAGUCCUUGAGGACAUUAACUCUAAGCCUAAGGUUGAAAGAAUAAUUGAAGUUCACAUUGAAAAAGGCAAUAAAACAGAACCAACAGAGGUCAUCAUCAGAGAGACAAAAAACCAUGGAGAAAAAGAAAUGUAUUACUACCCAGGGAGUAGACAAGAAGAUGAGGAGCCAGAGGAGUCACUUCCAGUAUACCUUGAGUCUCCUAGAGUAAACACACCCAUGUCGCAGGAGGAGGACAGUCGCCCUAGUUCAGCUCAGCUCAUGGCAGAUGACUCCUACAAAACACUAAAGCUACUUAGCCAGCAAUCUGUGGAGUACAAUGAGGAUGAAUCAUCAGAGCUUAGAGGAGAAUCUUAUAAUUUUGCAGAGAAAAUGCUUCUCUCUGAGAAAUUUGACCAGUCCCAUUCCGACACAGAAGAAUAUUUAAGAGAUAGGUCUCGCUUCCACUCGCCAGAUAGAAGCAGUCACAGUGAGGGUAGAUCUGCUGGGCCUAGGACAGAGUAUGUCUUUAGGUCAUCAAGAAAUGUCUUUGAUAAAUCUGGCCGAAUGGCCAAUGUUGAUGAUAACUUUGACAAACUGACACUUUUGCAGUAUUCUUCUGAGCCUGGUAGCCCAAAGCAAUCUGUUUGGAUGCGUGUGUCAGAUGACACACAGAGUAAGGAAAGAGAGCAGCUUAUGUAUGAGGACAGAGUGGAUAGGACUGUCAAAGAGGCGGAGGAAAAACUAAGUGAGGUUUCUCAAUUCUUUCGUGAUAAAACAGAACAGCUCAAUGAUGAGCUCUCAUCUCCGGAGAAGAAAUCUCGCAGACCAGACUUCAGAGAAUCACGAUCAGGGCCUAGUUCUACACACAGCAGCCCAGAGAGGUCUUCUUAUAGGAACGCCGGAAGUGGGGAAGAGUGGAGUAGAGAAAGACUUAGAGACAGAUUCAACUCUGGUGACAGGAAAUGUGCCAGUUUACCAAGCAGUCCAGAAAGGAGAGUACUGAUACAGUACAGUGAUUCAGACGCAAGAAAACAGGGAGAUGGUAAAUCACAGGGAAGCCCUGGUGAAAGCCCCAAACCUUUUCAAAUGUCUUCCUCUAAAGUAAGUGCAGUGAGGCUGAAGUUUGAGCAAGAGGCUCAGGGGCAAGAAAGGCGUCAUCAGAGUGGUCAGAAUUCCAAUACCCCUAUUAGGAAACUCCAGGAAAGUAAGCUACCUGUUUAUCAAGUAUUUGAUGGUUCAAAUAUUUCAAAAACACCAGACAUUCUGGGAAGUCGGAAGAGAUGUCAAGAGAGUGAAUCGAAUAUGUUCUCACCCAAGCAUGAGACCACUGGAAGAGAUCAGGAAGAGAAAAAGUUAUUCAAAACUUGGGAGAGCCAAGGGUAUGGGAACUAUAAACCCCAGUCCCCCAAACUUACUCAUUCGUUAAUCUCUGAUUCUAUGAAGGACUGCAAUAAUAGUGAUUCCGAAAGACAAGAAAAAACUAAGAAAAUCAUCUACACAGAAUUUGUUGUCCGAGAAAGUCCAAAUAGCAACGAUAGUCUAAAAAAAAACUCGGAAUCGCAAAUUCCUGUAAGAAAGCAGUCUAAUAUUUCCGAAAAUUACAAAUCCGCCUCUUUAAAAUUCGAUGCUUCUGGUGAAACGUGUGAGAGGGUAGGGUCUCAUAUACCUACUUUAACUAGAAAUCGGUUACACAGUAGCUCUGAAUCCAACAAGUCUACUCAUGGAUCAUCAGUAGGAAAAUCUACUGAUUCAUCAGAGUGUAGCCAGUCAAGUAUAGUAUGUAAUGGUGUUGAUAGCGACCAAAUAGAGUAUUUGGAUCAGGUAACUCCUGUAGUUGUCACUGAGGGUUUCAAAGAUAUUAAACCCUUACCUGUGUAUGUCAGCAUCCAAGUAGGAAAGCAGUAUGAGAAAGAAACAGCCUCAGGACAGCUGGGAACAUACAAAAAGAUAGUAAGCCAUGAGAGUAGGACUGUGCAUGAGACUAGGGGCGCAUUUUACACUGUCAAACAAAAGCAGUCUCCAUCUCCUCAAGGAAGUCCAGAAGAUGAUACUCUCGAACAAGUGACUUUCAUGGACAGCUCUGGGAAAAGUCCUGUUACCCCUGAGACCCCAAGCUCAGAAGACUUGAGUCUCACCUCAAGAACACCAGACUCUGUGAUAGGCUUUAUGCCUGGCAUGCCAAGCCCUAUCCCAGAGGAAUCUGAGGAGGAUGAAGGCAAGACCUUCAUCUACAAAGGGCCCUCAAAGGAAAAAGCUAAGCCAGUUUCCCCAGAGAAUCACAGUAAAAAGCAGGACGGAGAAAGACAGAGGUCAAAGGACAAAAGGGUCGCUUAUAUAGAAUUUCCACCUCCUCCUCCUUUAGAGGCAGAGCAGUCUGACCCUGAGAAAAGGGGCUGUGUUUCUUCUGAGACAGAGACAGAAAUGAUGGAGGUGAAUCUCCAAGAGGAGCAUGAUAGGCAUCUCUUAGCUGAGCCGAUCAUCAGGGUCCAGCCUCCAUCCCCUAUUCCCCCUGGAGCUGAUAACAGUGACUCUAGUGAUGAUGAGUCUGUCUUUCAUCCCAUCCCUAUCAAAAAGUACACAUUCAAAAUGAAAGAAGAAGGGGAAAAACCUCAGAAACAGAGAAAAUCUGACAAAAAUGGAAAUAAGGAGUCUGGGAUUAAUGGUGUUGUAAAGGCGGAGGACGUUGACUUUGAACAAAACGGCAAUGACCAGUCAAUAACAGACUGCUCAAUAGCAACCACAGCUGAGUUUUCUCAUGACACAGAUGCAACUGAAAUUGACUCUUUAGAUGGGUAUGAUCUUCAGGAUGAAGAUGACGGACUGAGUGAAGACCCUAAAACAUCUAGUCUAUCUAAUGAUGGAAAAACAAAUGACCGUUCAUUUAGUCAAUCAAAGCUUGAAGUGAUAGAGGAAGAGAAAUGUGAGGAAGGGGCGGAUAAUGGAAAGGCUAAAACCAGCACAUCCUCAGCAAAAAGCAGUGGGGAUGAAAAAGACUACACCCUUGAAGGAAGGCAUCCAGAUAGGCAGGGCUUUGGAGAGAACUACUUUGGCUACCAACUUGAAGAGGAGCUGAAUUCCACCUUUAAAACUGUUGCCACCAAAGGUCUGGACUUUGACCCCUGGUCCACAAAAGGGGUUGAUAACGAAGGACUUUUUGAGUCCAAAACAAAAGAAGAGGACCCCAAGCCCUUUGGCUUAUCGGUGGAGGACAAAUCACAGGCUACGACACCUGAUACAACCCCUGCUCGAACACCAACGGAUGAGAGCACACCGACUAGUGAGCCUAACCCCUUCCCUUUCCACGAAGGGAAGAUGUUUGAGAUGACCCGCAGUGGUGCUAUUGACAUGAGCAAGAGGGACUUUGUUGAAGAGAGGCUUCAGUUUUUUCAGAUUGGUGAGCAUUCCUCUGACCCUAAAACAGGGGAAAAGGGGCGAGGGGGCAAGAUCCUGGGGGUUCUCUCCUCUCAAUCAAAAACAGGGGAGAGGACCACAGUAGAUGGGAAGGUGAUGGUUAUAGAUACUACCAUAGACAGCAGCACUACACCAACAACACCAGCAGCAACUACGGCAAAAUGCAGCCCUGCACAGCCUGGCAGUGACACCGGCUAUGCUGGUACUGAUGCCCCCACCUGUGAAGCCAUAGCUGAGACCGCCUCCUCAUGCACAAUCACAGCCUCUAAGGUUGAUUCCAAAUUACGCACUCCUAUUAAGAUGGGCAUCGCGGCCUCAAUAACUGUGAAAAAAGACUCAGGGGAUCUCACCGAUGGUAAAGCUGACAUGUCAGAGGGUCAGAUGGUGCCAGAAUACAUUAGUAUAGAGGGUCAGUGUACACAGACACAGUCUAGCAGUCACUCAGAGUCGAGGUUAGAAAGAAGAGAUUACCCUUCUGACAACUGCAACAACAACAAUAACCUCGAGUCCUCCAGUGUUCAGGCCAAUUACAUUCAAUGUGGUAGUGUGGUGUUUAAUUUGCAGUCCUCCUCUGAGCCCACUCUUCAAAAAGCUAGCAGGAUAGAAACACUGUGCUGUAGAGAGUUUGAAGAGAGAGUCGAAGUGCACAACAGCAGUCAGGUAGAACAGCAGAAAACUGAAACCCUUAAAGAAAAUGAAGUGAAACAGCCCAAGUCAAGACUUCCAGUUAAAGCAUCAGGGUGGUCAUUUCACACACAGGGAACAGCCAUAGGCAAACAGAAGCCCAAACAAGCAGUGACGGUUGAGGUCAGGAAAAGAGGAGAGCCAGCCAUAGCAAAAGUAGAGCCCAGGUCUAGGAUACCAAUCAAGGAUGUUAAAAAGAGCAGUCCAGCUGCCGCAGCUAGCUCGCUUGUUUCAGUUCAGGUUACCUUGCAGCCAGUGAGAACAUCAGAGAGGGCAGCCAUAAAGUUGCCCUCAAGGCUACCUCUGAAGGGCAGGCAUCAGGUCAGUAAUAACGCUAGUGAGGGAGCAUGUAGACAAGACAGGAAGGAGAGCCCUAGUGAGGUUUGUAAGCGCACCAUCGAAUACUUUAAAGACAUAAGUGGGGAGACGCUAAAGUUGGUGGACCGCCUGUCAGACGAGGAGAAAAAGACGCAGACAGAGCAGUCGGAGGAAGACAGCACCUCCCGGAGCACCUCUCUGUCGGACGCCUCCCAGCCUUCCCAGCCCUCCCAGCCCUCCCGCUCAUCCAGGUCUGGUAGAGGUUCGAGGGCUGAGGCCGGGGCCGCGUCCGUAAGGGCAAAGGUGGCGACGACGGACAGGGCCUCCGGCAGUGAAAGGAGCAGGAGGAGUAGGCGGACUGGUGGGAAGGAGGGCAGUCAGGGACUCACAGGGUCUCGAACGCCUCCCAUCGCGGAGAUCAAGCCUAGUCCCCAAAGUCCUUGUGAGCGAACGGACUUGCGCAUGGCUAUUGUUGCAGAUCACCUGGGGCUCAGUUGGACAGAGCUAGCUCGGGAGAUGAACUUCACAGUGGAUGAGAUCAACCACAUCAGACUAGAGAACCCCAACUCUCUGACAGCACAGAGCUUCAUGCUUCUUAAGAAAUGGGUCAGUCGAGAAGGAAAAAAUGCCACAACGGAUGCCUUAACUGCAGUGCUGACCAAAGUCAAUCGGAUGGAUAUUGUGACUUUGCUGGAGGGCCCAAUAUUUGACUAUGGUAACAUUUCAGGCACAAGAUGUUUUGCCGAUGAUAACGCUGUUUUCCGGGAUCAGGCUGAUGUUUAUCAGAGCAUUCUAGCGGAGCUGCAGUCCCCCGCCGCACUGCACUCUGACCCCCACUUCCUGGAGCCCGAACUCCCCGUCACCCCCAACCCUUCCCUUGCCCACCACCAACAGCACCAUUACCCAGAACCAGAGUCCCCUUUGUUGGCCGACACCCAACCUCAGCCCCUGCCCUGGAGUCCGGAGAUAGAGCCUGGUAGCGGAGAGCCAGACAGCCCUCCUAGGAGCCCCCCCAGACCCUGUGAGCUCGCACUAUCCGUCUCAGCCUUCGAGCUCCCUGAUCCUGUUCCAUCUAAGGUCAGGAAGCCCCACAUCGCUCUGAACGACCAGCUGCUUUUGAGCGAGGAGGAGGACAGGUCCUUCCAGGAAAUGGAGCCGACCUUCAAGCCCAAGUCACAGUCCUUCCCCGCCAUGUGCGAAUUAGACGUCGACAUGGCGUACUCCACAUCUUCCCCUUCACUGUCAUCAGUAUCCUCAAUAACCCCUUCAUCCCCUGAAAGAAUACAAAUUGGAGAUGGUGGCGUGCAGAUGGGUGCGCUCAAUGGGCUGCAAGAGGAUGUGGGUUUGAAAGGAAGUGAAAGGGAAGUGAAAGAAGAAAUAGAGAAGGUUGUUGAGAUGGUUGCAGCGGAGUUUGCAGAGGGAAGUAGAUUUGUGGAAAAGUGGGUAGAGCAGGAUUUAAUUAAAAAUGUGGAAAGGAAAUGUGAGAUGAUAACAAAAGACAGGCCUAAGACGACAGAGGAGAGCAACAUUUUGUUGGAGGAGAUGAAGGAGUCUGAGGAGGGAGAGGAAGAUGAGAAAGAGAAGGGAGAGAAAGAUGUAUUAAAGGACCUUAUACAGGAUGAGAGUAAAGGGGGCAUCUGUGAGGUAGAGGAGAUGAAAGAUGGACAGGAUCUGCCAGAAGAGCAGCUUAAUCUGACUGCAUCUGGGCAUGAGGCAGAAAAAGAGACGGUCGAAGUGAGUAUUAAGGUAACGUCUGAGGUUGGAAAAGUUGGUGGGGACAGUGAGGAGAGGGUCGCCCAGGGUGACGGAGUGGAUGAUACAGAAGGGACAGCCGUAGUUAAGGAUGAAGGGUUAUGUGGCGGUGAAGGAGAUAUUUAUGAAGUAUUAGAAGGGGAUCUGGCAGCUGAAGACCAGGCUGUACAUGACCUCUCUCCUCAGCCCUGGGUUGAGGCUCUUGGGGAACUUCAGCCCAGUGAGUCUGGGUCCAAUGAGGAAGAGGAGGAGGGCGUCAAAGAAGUCGCAGAAGAGACAUUAGGAACUCUGUUGGAUGAGGAAGAGAAAGAAGAAGGCUCAGAGGAGAAGGAGGAGGACGAAGAGAUGACAAGAGAUCAGGAGACGCUUGAUCAGACUGGACAGGCGGAAAAAGACAUGUGUUCAAUUUCAGGUUGGCACAGUGAUUCAUCCAGCGUCAAUGUGGAACCACCAACGCCGGGCCGCAGUGUCAGCUCAGACCUACUUGACAGGCGGGAAAGCCAAGAAAACUCUAGUGACUCCAUCACUUCGUCAUCUCGGGGCGAAUCAGGGAGGUCCCGACAAAACGGCGACAACUCAAGGCACUCACCUCAGGACGGUUCAAUGGAAUCAUCAAACAGCAGAAAGGAGGAAGGAGCACUAGUGUCGGAGAAAAAAGUCCAGAGGGUUAGUGUAGAUUCCGGUUCAGAGGAAGAACAGACUGUAACCACCAGAAUCUUCAAACGCCGUCUCAUUUUAAAGGGAGAAGAAGCAAAGAAUAUUCCAGGCGAAUCUGUGACAGAAGAACACUAUAUGGACCACGAUGGUAACAUCGUCAGUAGAAAAGUGAUCAGGAAGGUUAUUCGACGGGUGUCCACUCCCACACCAGAAAGCAAAGGAGGCAGCAGCUGGCACCGUCAGCACAGUCCCAUUCUCCAGGAAGAUGGGUCAGAGCAAGGAGAAGGGUCAAGAAAUAACAGGCGAAAGGAUGACAGAAGGUCAGGGGAUAAAAAGCACCACUCAUAGGGAUGGUCGUGCUCUACCAGACGGAUGUUUCCUGGGAACGUGACUGUCCAGAGUGAUGGAGAGUUCCAGUGUGAGGGCUUAAGGCGAAGGUCCAGUCUGCAACUAUCUGCUUCAAACUGGUGGUUUUCACAAGAGAGGAGUCAACCCUUUUGACUAAAGCAUGAGCAUGAAAAACUCACUCCCUGUCAAAGGUCUGGGAGGUUCUCACUUUCUUGCUGUGGCGGACCAGUGGCCAGUGAUUCUGCUUCCUGUUUUUGCGUGAAACAAUACGUGCCAUCGGUCCACUGGCGUUGUGAGAGCUUUUUGUUUUUUGAGGAGCGUCACUUGUUGCAAACACAACAAAGACUCCCAUUACUGACAACCACACAGGUGCAACUGUGACCAAAGAUGGCACAAGAGCUCAAUCCACGCGGGUGGAAAGAACGACGUAGACACAAUAACACACGAAAUAUAAAAUCUAAUGGAACACUUCUGGUCCAACUUCAACACUCGCCUUAUAGUUUUUUCUUGAACCCAUUGUUGUCAGGAUGUAAAUUGUUUUGGGAUUUUUUUUUUCCUUCCUUUUUAAAAACUUCAACUAACACGAGAGCUUUUUUGUGUAUAUACAACUACAGUGUGUAUAAUUCUUAAUAAAGGGUACAGGUUGAGAACGCACUGAGCAGAGUGAGCUUUUCAAGUGCUUUCAAAAAUUUACCGAAACAGUUCCACUUUUAAAGAUUUGAGUGUAACUUCACAGGUUCUUGUAUAAUUAAUUAUUAGAGCAGGUAUAAUGUUUGUACAUGAAGAAAAAAAAUGCUGGUUUGAUUUUAACAGAAGAAAUUUCCAGAAAAUCAAAUCUCAGUGAUUCCCAAAGUGGGAAUGGAUUUAAUCCUGCAAAAAAAAAGCAGCCUUUCAGAGUACUCAUAUUUUCAUGCAUGCUGUUCACAUUAUUUUAAGUACGAUUUUUACAAGUUUGCAAACACUGUAUUCAAAUGACAAAGCCCUUUAUCUCUGUACACAUAUAGCCCUAACAUUUGUCACCAGUUUUAUAUUUUAAAUUGAAAAACGUUACCAUUAAAGCAUUUAUCAUGUUGGGGUGAGGAAUGAAAAAAAAAGUUCUAUAGCUUCUUGAGGAUGUGAUGUCUCGUCUGUAUGUGUAAAACUGGAGGGCAGCUUCUGCUACGAGAACGAAGUAAUCUGAAUGUAAAUGCUAGUAGGCUGGCUCGCUGUAAAAUUAUAACUGUAUCGUGCGUAUUGGCUAUAAGGUGUAGGAGUCUCUGUACACUGUUAGACUGUUUGUAAUCAUUUUAGCAGUGUGUUGAUUUGGUUUUCUAAUGGCUGCUGUGGUUAUUAAAGGAAAACUGGGGCAUUUCACUUUGGAUUUUUUGGUGAAGUAUUUCCUUAAUUUAAAACCUACUCACAUUAAGGACACAUUAAGUCAUUAUUUGAUUGUAGCUCUAAAUAGCAUAUUGUAUGACAAAACACUGGAUGGUCAAAAACAAUUAUUUAAGCAUUAAAUAAAUUGUGUUUAACUCUGAAACUGUGUGAUCUCUUUAGGCUUGAGAGUCUGUAUAUGCAGUGUCGAAUAGAAUUGUUUUCACUAGCUCACUGACAAACGUUUUACUUUAGGACUUCUCUUUGUAUUGGUUUUCAUUAGAUGCCCAUGUAGUUCAAGUGUGGUGUUCUACUGGUGCGAUGGCUCAGUAUGCUGAUGUCUAUGCUGUGGACAUUAAAAUAUAACUUUAUUUUUCUUUAUUUUGGGGAGGGGGGGUUUGAAGGAAGCUAGGUUGGGUGCUGUAUCAUAUCCCUUAUUCUACUAUGUCAAUCAGGGGUUAGAGGAUCCUUUGAUAUGGUUGAACUAUCGAUUUUGUCAAUUUUGUUUGAUAUGUGUUUUCACCUGAGCAGACUUUUUUGAUGUACAAUUCUUACUAACAGAGUGAAGCCAUUGAAAUGUAACUAUUCUAGCACUUUGGUUAUUCAAGGUCUUUUAGAGGCUAUAGCAGCAAUGAUGCCACCACAAAUGUUUCAGACGUCUUUAAGAAAAAAAAAUCAACCUAAAAAUAAAAAUGCAAUGAUUUCGCAGUA